UUAAAAUAGUAGAAUUAAAAUAGCAUUUGUAUUUAGUUCGUAUUGAAUUUAAAUAAGUGACAAAUGAAAAUAUAAUUGACCGGAAACAGAUGACAGUAGUGUCUGAGUAACUAAACGACGCCUGGGACAAGUGACGAGUACAUAGUGGGAACAAUUGGAUAAUUUUUUUCAUAAAUUAACUGCAAUGGAGUCUCCUAGAAAAAACAAUGAUUGCUAUUUUUAUUAUUAUUCAACGUGUACUAAGGGUGACAACUGCACUUUUCGUCACGAACCCUCUGCUUUAGGCUGUGAAACUAUGUGCUCCUAUUGGCAACAAGGAAAAUGCUUAAAUCAACAUUGCAAUUUUCGUCAUAUGGAACUUAGGAAAAAUCGUAAAGCAAUACCAUGUUACUGGGAGACACAACCUAGUGGAUGUCGUAAACCUCAUUGUCCCUUCCAACAUAAGAAUCCACGAGAACCAGUAAAUGUUGAACCGCCUCCGGUUCCUGCUGAAGGUACGCAUGAACAGAAAAAUGAGCGGUCUGACUGGAAUAGACGUCAAGCAAUGGAAAAUAAUCAACAUGCUGGCGAAUUGUCUAAUAAUGAAAUUGAAUGUGCACGACCGACAUCCCGCCGUAUUAGUCAAACUAACACUGAGCCACCAACAUAUGGAACACCAUCUGUUGAUCCACUUGUUGUGAACUUCGAAGAAGAAUCAGACAAUGAAAGCACAUCCAAUACUCCUGUUAAAUUCAACAAUGCAAGAUUUAGUAAUAUAGGUGUUAAAACAUUAGAAGAAAUACGUCUUGAAAAGAUUCAAGAGGCAUCAGCAGCUUUAUAUUUUUAUGGAAAUCAAAAUUGUUUAGAACAAGAAGAUUUAUUAAAUAAUGACGAACAAGAUUUACGCCAAAGACUUAGAUCAACCCGAUUAUCACAGAAAAAGGAUAGUGAUUUUGAAAUUUUAACGUUAACAGAGAUACGAAAGAGAAAAUCAUCAGAUACUCGUAAUUUACCUAAAGUUAAUGUUUUGGAAAAAGUACAAAAUGUAUUAUUACAAGCUAAAAACGAAUUAGAAAAAAAUAAUGCAACCAAUAUUACGACACCGGAAAUUAAAAUAAAAACUCUGGAUGAAAUACGUGCUGAACGUGCGUUAAAAAAUAAAACACAAGAUGAUGAUAAACCACAAAAUCGUGUAAAACGAUCAUUAUCUACCGAUUUAAUGGACAGUAGUAAUUGCAAACGAUUAAAAAUACAAAGGAAAAAAUCAAUAUCUUGUGAAUCAAUCACAGAUUGUAAUUCUAAUAAUAGUUUUGUUCAAAUUCCGGUAAGUGAAAAGUCUGUCGAUCAAAGAUUGGUGGAUAAUGAAAGUACUGUUUGUGAUACUGAUAAUUUAAGUGGAUCGAAAAUGAUAACAGUGCCUAAUUUAAUGUGCGAUAUUCAGGAUGAGGAACCACAUAAACAAAUAGACAGUUAUAAUGACGAUGUUACCAUGGAUGAGGACACACAUAUAAGUGAUGAAAAACAAAGGCAUGAUAAUACAGAUUCGAAUGACAUCUUACAAGAUAUUGAUCAGCUGUUGAAUGAGAACGAUUAGCAAUUAUUACAAUUUUAUUAUAUAAAUUCAUUGACUAAUGCAUUUGUUUUAAAAAAUAUCAUUAUUCAUUUUGUUUUUGUUGUAGUUUAUAAUUUAUUUUAAUAUAAGAAAUUGAGU
Chrysoperla carnea is the source of this 1690-nucleotide messenger RNA. RefSeq names its product zinc finger CCCH domain-containing protein 11A-like. The transcript has 6 exons. The coding region runs from base 185 to 1573 and encodes 462 amino acids. Gene Ontology annotation, molecular function: metal ion binding. The record is from RefSeq and is a predicted model, not a curated record. Lineage: Eukaryota; Metazoa; Arthropoda; Insecta; Neuroptera; Chrysopidae.